Molecule: messenger RNA, 1362 nt
Organism: Cinclus cinclus
Lineage: Eukaryota; Metazoa; Chordata; Aves; Passeriformes; Cinclidae
Gene: ARB2A
Product: ARB2 cotranscriptional regulator A
Exons: 11
Coding region: 146-1351 (401 amino acids)
Biological process (GO): regulatory ncRNA-mediated heterochromatin formation
Cellular component (GO): nucleus
Molecular function (GO): siRNA binding
Source: RefSeq, a predicted model, not a curated record
GAAGAAAAAGAAAAAGAAGAAAAGAUGUCGAAAGAGCUGUAAGGCAGAUCUAUUGAGGCAGACAUUGCCACAGAUAAGAGAUCGUCAUUUGUAUAUUACUCUACAUUUACCUCAGUAUUUUGAAGUUUGUUGAUAGUUUGGGUAAAUGAUGGCUCAGCUCCAGCAAGGAGGUCCGGAUGAAAAAGAGAGGACCACUGCAUUAAAGGAUUUAUUGUCUAGAAUAGACUUAGAUGAACUAAUGAAAAAGGAUGAGCCACCACUUGAAUUUCCUGAUACUUUGGAAGGAUUUGAGUACAUUUUUAAUGAAAAAGGACAAUUAAGGCACAUUAAAACUGGGGAGCCAUUUGUUUUUAAUUACCGUGAAGAUCUGCAUAGAUGGAACCAAAAGCGCUAUGAAGCUCUUGGAGAGAUCAUUACUAAAUACAUUUAUGAACUACUGCAGAAUGAAUGCCACUUGAAGAAAGUAACUCUUCCAGUUGAUGCAAUUGAGACUGAACCAAAGAGCUUUAUCUUUAUGAGUGAAGAUGCAUUAGUAAAUCCUGACAAACUGUUGGUCCUAAUUCAUGGUAAUGGUGUUGUCAGAGCUGGUCAGUGGGCUAGGAGACUCAUAAUUAAUGAAGAUCUGGACAGUGGGACCCAGAUACCGUACAUAAAGAGAGCUAUUGAGGAAGGCUAUGGAGUAAUAGUUCUGAAUCCCAAUGAGAACUAUAUUGAAGUUGAGAAGACAAAAGCCCAAAUACAGCUGUCUUCUGAUAUCUCAGAUGAACCUGCAGAAAAGAGAGAAAGGAAAGAUAAAAUCCAGAAGGAAACAAAGAAGAGACGUGACUUCUAUGAAAAGUACCGAAAUCCACAAAAAGAAAAAGAAACUAUGCAGAUCUAUAUUAGAGAUAAUGGCUCUCCUGAAGAACAUGCGAUUUAUGUUUGGGACCAUUUUAUUUCCCAGUCAGCUGCAGAGAAUGUGUUUUUUGUUGCUCACAGUUAUGGUGGACUUGCCUUUGUGGAGUUGAUGAUUCAACGAGAGGCAGAAGUAAAGAACAGGGUAACUGCUGUGGCGUUGACAGACUCAGUUCACAAUGUGUGGCAUCAGGAAGUUGGGAAAACCAUUCGAGAGUGGAUGAGAGAGAACUGCUGUAACUGGGUGUCCAGCUCCGAACCCCUGGAUACAUCAGUGGAGUCCAUGCUGCCCGACUGUCCCCGUGUCUCUGCAGGUACAGAACGCCAUGAACUAACUUCUUGGAAGAGUUUUCCAUCUGUUUUCAAGUUCUUCAGUGAGGCUGUAAAGGCGAAGAACAGCUUGGUGAAACCAACCCCAACACGGCGCUCCAACAGGAUAAAAUAUGACGAAUUCUAAAAGGAGGGGAG